CUUACUCGUACAACUAUUCAUAGUUUGCAUUUGUCGAGACAUAUCUUGUGCUCGUUAAAGUGUGUCGUCUUUAACGCUUAAAAUAAGAGCUGUAUAGGACAAAAAGCUGAAGCAGCCAAUGGGAGAACGUUUUGUUACAGUGUCCGACAUUUCUGGUAGGGUGAUGAUGAGGGGCGUAACAGAUAUCUAGGAAAUUAUUGUUCCUUCGUCUAUGUUAUUAAAUUCUUAUCUCAGCUGAAGCAUAUCAUUGUGUUGAAUACCUGGCGCGUGUCUGAAAGGGAUGAUUCAUGGUGGCCUAACAAACAAAACACCAAUGAAGAAAAAGCCUUGUAAUCCCCUGCGCACCAAACGCAGCAGGCAGGACAGUGGCAGCAAUGACUGUGUUACAGAGCCAGGCACCGACCUGGCAACAAAUACCUCACCUCCAUCCUCUCUCCCAGCAUCCACCGCACAAAUCAUGCACCUGGCUAUGCAGCUGCACAGCCAUAACCUUCUAAGGUUUUUGAAUGAGGACCGGGUCAGACAGAGGUUCUGUGAUGUGUCUGUGUCCGUGGGUGGGACCGUUUACAGCGCCCACAAGGUGGUGUUGGCCCAUGGGAGCAGCUACUUCCACGCUGAGCUGUCCAAGAACCCUGCCACAGCACAUGUGACUCUGGACCAUGUGGAGGACUCUGUUUUCCAGCACCUGCUUGGCUUUCUGUACACCUCUGAGUUUGCGGUUACUGAGAGUGAGCUCCCGGCUCUUAUAGAAGCAGCCCGAUUUCUGGACAUGAUGGAUAUACUGAAGCUGCUGUGUGAGGAAGGUGACAACAACUCAGUACGUUUGAUCAAAGCACAGGAUGAGAUAAGAGGGACUCCUGAGAUGGAAAUGUCGUCCAGUGACUCGCCAGCAGGUGACACCAACAACCAGAGCCCUCCUAGUUGUCGUUUAAGCUCUGAAAACUUCCUGGACAACAGCUUGGAGAAGAGUCACACUGGUGUACGGCAGGAAUUGUCAAAUGAAGCAGAGAAGAUCACAAGGAGAUCAGUUCGCAGAAGGAGAACACCCACCAAGUAUCAAAGAGAAAAUCUUGAGUGCAUCAACACACCCGAGGAACAACCAAGGACUGAAUCACCAACAGAAGAACACGAAGACAGAGUUAAAGACAUUGAAAAGGUGGUUGUGGGAAACCAAGUGUCGCAACUGGAAAUACGAAAACCAGUUUUUACGGAUGAUAUGGUUGAUGUGGAGCAAGCGGAAGAGGACGCAGACAUGAGUGAGGACGCUGUCACUCAGAAGGAAGUUGUGGAGGUUUUCCCACCUGAUGAUAUUACAAGUCAAGAUUAUUUGGAUGAAAAUGGAGCAUAUCAAGCUUUUUCACAGAUUGGAGUAUCAACAGCAGGAAGCUCUGCUCAGGGGAAAGUUUAUCCUGAAGGUCUGGCUCCAGUCAUCAUCCAGACCUCCAGCAAGAAGAUUCUUAAGUGCCCGAAAUGUGAAAAGACCUUCGACCGCGCAGGGAAGUAUGAGAGUCACACCAGAGUGCACACAGGAGAGAAACCGUUCCAGUGUGACCUUUGUUUUCAGCGUUACUCCACCAAGUCGAACCUGACCGUGCACAAGAAGAAGCACACCAGCGACGUUCCCUUCCCGAGGAAGGAGCACAAAUGUCCCAUUUGUAGCAAACUGCAUGCCACCAAGAAAACACUCACCAAGCAUGUCAGAAGGUUUCAUCCAGAUCACAUCCAGGAGUUUCUUACCAAAAGGAAAAGGAAGAGUGAAGGCUGGAAAUGUGCUAUUUGUCUGAAGACCUUCAGCCGCAGGCCUCAUCUGCAGGAGCACAUGAUCCUGCACACACAGGACCGACCUUUCAAAUGUACCUACUGUGACGAAUACUUCAAGUCAAGGUUUGCUCGACUGAAACACCAAGAAAAGUUCCACUUAGGUCCCUUUCCGUGUGAGAUUUGUGGCCGGCAGUUUAAUGACACAGGCAACAGGAAGAGGCACAUGGAGUGUACACAUGGAGGCAAAAGGAAAUGGACCUGCUUCAUUUGUGGGAAAUCUGUAAGGGAAAGGACGACAUUGAAGGAGCACAUGAGGAUCCACAGCGGGGAGAAGCCUCACCUGUGUAGUAUCUGUGGCCAAAGUUUCCGUCACGGCAGCUCCUACAGGCUCCACCUCCGAGUCCACCACGACGACAAGCGCUACGAGUGUGACGAAUGCGGGAAGACGUUCAUACGCCAUGAUCACCUGACCAAACAUCAGAAAAUACACUCCGGUGAGAAAGCACACCAAUGUGAAGAGUGUGGGAAGUGUUUUAGGCGCCAUGAUCAUCUGACGGUCCACUACAAAAGCAUUCACCUGGGAGAGAAAGUUUGGCAGAAGUAUAAAACUGCUCUGCAUCAGUGCGAGGUUUGCAAGAAAGAAUUUAAAGGAAAGUCCAGUCUAGAAAUGCACUUCAGGACCCACUCAGGUGAGAAACCCCACAGGUGUCCCGAGUGCAACCAGACAUUCCGGAUCAAGAAGACAUUGACGAAGCACAUGGUGAUUCACUCAGACGCUCGCCCUUUUAACUGCCCGCACUGCAGCGCCACCUUCAAAAGAAAGGACAAGCUCAAGUACCAUGUGGAUCAUGUGCACAGCACCCGGUUCACAGAACAGCCAAUCAGCACCAUCGGCGAGGACAAAAUAGUCUCAGUUCACUUUGAAGAACCCUCUAAGUCUUACAGUGCUGAACCAAAGUCAACACUGAGCACCCCUCCUCCUGGGAAUGUGUGCGUGCCCGUCACUUUAGUACCUGUCCAGAUGGCAGGAGGAGCGCAGGGAAACUUGAGCGCACACAGAGCCUCAUCUUUCUCUGCCCAGACUCACAGGGUUGUGAGCAUGCAGGCUCAACAGCAGAACUCUGGAUACCAGGCAUCCUCAGACCUGGCUUUCUUAGAGAAAUACACCCUGACCCCCCAGCCAGCUAACAUCGUGCACCCUGUGAGGCCCGAUCAGAUGCUGGACCCCCGAGAGCAGUCCUACCUGGGCACGCUGCUGGGACUGGAUUCAGCUUCUUCUGGGCCGAACAUUUCCAACUCUGAUCACUCGCACUGAUGGUGCUCGGCCAUAAAAAUGGUCAACUGGGCAUAGUCCAGUUUCAUUAAAGGUUAUUAACUGAUAAAAACAAAAGUCACAGUAUCAGUUUACAUUAAUCAAAUUAGGACAAACUGCACAUAAUGGACAUUGAAUCUGAUGUGUUCAACCCGUUGACAGUACAUCCAAAUCUUAGAGGAACUUCAUACCAGAGUCCCUCUUAUAGCAAAGUCAUUUUGUGUCAUGUUCAGAGAGGAAAAAAGAUGGAACCUUUUUCUGAAGAAAAAAUUUCAACUUAAAUCUAGAAUAUUAGUUGAAAGUAAAAAAAACAUGUGAGCACAUUGUUUACUAACCAAAAAUGGGACAAAAACAAACAAUGAAUUGUUGCAAAGGACAAGGAUGCAAUUUUUCACUGUAUGAAGUAAAAAAAAAAAAUAAUUUUUCCAGAGCAGAUCAUUUUUUUUUCAGCCUUGACAUGUGCCUCUAUAGUUCUCACUGAUGAUCGGUGUUUCUGGUGAAACAUGUUGAGAUGUGUUUGAUGUGUUUUGCCCUCUGAAUGGUGCUUAAAAAAAAACCCACCCUAUUUUAUUUUCAAGAGUCAGUCAGUUUGCAUAAUGAUGUCGACUUUAAUGCACUUCUGAAUCACUUAAGAUAUGUAUUCUGUAAAAAGAGUCAGUUUUUGUCAUUUAUUGUCAAUAUCACUGAAUUAAUAGUUUUUUGGAUACAUCAAUGGAUUAGUUAACAGAAUAGGUUUUAUCAUUAAAAGCUAUUUAGUUACAUGUAAAUAAAGAAUCACUUCUGGCAGCCUGA
This is a messenger RNA of Labrus mixtus (cuckoo wrasse), 3865 nucleotides long. RefSeq names its product zinc finger and BTB domain containing 41 (gene zbtb41). The record is from RefSeq and is a predicted model, not a curated record. Lineage: Eukaryota; Metazoa; Chordata; Actinopteri; Labriformes; Labridae. Gene Ontology annotation, molecular function: protein binding. The transcript is spliced from 11 exons. Bases 281 to 3076 code for a protein of 931 amino acids.